Messenger RNA from Callorhinus ursinus (northern fur seal), 2973 nucleotides. RefSeq names its product olfactomedin like 3 (gene OLFML3). Gene Ontology annotation, biological process: signal transduction. The record is from RefSeq and is a predicted model, not a curated record. Lineage: Eukaryota; Metazoa; Chordata; Mammalia; Carnivora; Otariidae.
ACCAGUGGUGGGUUAGAGGCAAAUCCAUCUUUCAUACAAAUCUCCACAAUGGAAAUGAAACAGGGUUGGUAGAAAACACUUCCCAGGAAAGGAGUGCCCGGGCCCUAACUGAAGAUCUCAUCUGGUCCUGGCCCUUUGAAAGAGGCACAGCUUCUGACCCAGGAUAACUAAACUUUGUUUCCUAGCAUGUUCCAACAACCGUCUGAAGUAUCAUAAUGAAAAUCAGAAUCACCACAGCAGACGCUAUUUUCCCCUCCUUUCAAGCUGCAUUGUUUGAAGCACAGUCCUUUUGGAGAAGGACUCUGAUUAGAGUUCUCUUGAUUCUGAAGUGAAGAAAAUUUCUCCUGAUGAAGAAUUAGAGAUUUGUCUAAAUCGAUCACUGCAGGUCCCUGAAUAAAUGCUAUAUAUUCGUUUGGCUUCUUUUGACACAUGUGUUUCAGGCCACAUCUACUCUACAGUGGCCAUUAAUUCAUUGUGGGGUUCUGCAGUCGUGGUUGGGGUAUAGAAAUGAGACGCAUUUAGAAACACCGUUUUGGACCAUAACCUAGAAAUGAUCAAUAGGCUCUUCUCCCCCAUUGGUGGGGAAGUCAGAACACAUUUAUUUGAUUUAGACUGCAGCACAUAUAUUUUUCAGAUUCUUUUUUUCCUAAAUAAAUGAGGGUGAACUUACUGAAUGUUCCCCAGGUUUGGUAAGAGAAUAUACCUAGAAGCGUUCAGGUAAGAGAAAGGCAAAUAGAAAGGCUCUGCUAUCAGUCUCACUUCCAGGUAAUCAAGAAUGAAUUUAACUUGUCAAUGAUCUGGGUUUUUUUGGUAUUUUUGUUUGUUUUUAAAUCUCAGUUAUAUUCUCUUCCUUAGGCUAAAUCAGAGAGAGAUUGGGAUAGCCCCUUAAGUAGUUGGGUAGUCUGUGGGGAAAUCUGUGUUUUGAUGAUGAAAACCCCUGGUAAAUUCAAUCUGCUUGGCUUGCUUUGUGGAAAUUUUCCACAGGACGUGAGGUCUAAGCCUUGGUUUCCCUGUGAAUCCUGAGAUGACACCAGGUGCUUAUCACAAGAUGGCGCCAAUGAGCUAUAGAAGAAGGUAGUGCAGACUUGACCACUGUGAUCUUUUCUCCCACCCUUUCCCCUCAAACCUCAUCUCCCCUGCUUCCAGCUUCCACUGAACAAGGCAGAAAACAAUUCAUGCUACUAUUGCUGGGGAAGGAAAAGAUUAAUGAUGGAUGUCUCUGAAGAAGCCAGCACUGGAAGGAAGCAUGCAUUCUCCUAAAACAGGAAUAGAGUUUGCUGAGUGUACUCCGGGGCCCCUGCCUCCCGCUGCGAGCUCCUUUUUCUGGGGACAGCAGCACCACCUUGUGGAGUACAUGGAACGCCGACUAGCUGCCUUAGAGGAACGGCUGGCCCAGUGCCAGGACCAAAGUAGCCGGCACGCCGCUGAGCUGAGGGACUUCAAGAACAAGAUGCUGCCGCUGCUGGAGGUGGCCGAGAAGGAGCGCGAGGCACUCAGAACCGAGGCCGACACCAUCUCGGGCAGAGUGGACCGUCUGGAGCGGGAAGUUGACUAUCUGGAGACCCAGAACCCAGCUCUACCCUGUGUGGAGGUUGAUGAGAAGGUGACCGGAGGCCCUGGGAUCAAAGGCAAGGGCAGAAGAAAUGAGAAGUACGAUAUGCUGACAGACUGUGGCUACACAAUCUCUCAGGUGAGAUCAAUGAAGAUCCUGAAGCGGUUCGGUGGCCCAGCUGGUCUGUGGACCAAGGAUCCAAUGGGGCCAACAGAGAAGAUCUACGUAUUAGAUGGGACACAGAAUGACACAGCCUUUGUCUUCCCAAGGCUGCGGGACUUCACCCUGGCCAUGGCUGCCCGGAAAGCUUCCCGGGUCCGGGUGCCCUUCCCCUGGGUAGGCACGGGGCAGCUGGUGUACGGUGGCUUUCUUUAUUACGCCCGGAGGCCUCCUGGAGGACCCGGAGGGGGAGGGGAGCUGGAGAACACCUUGCAGCUCAUCAAAUUCCACCUGGCAAACCGGACCGUGGUGGACAGCUCAGUAUUCCCGGCGGAGGGUUUGAUCCCCCCAUACGGGCUGACAGCAGACACAUACAUCGACCUGGCGGCUGAUGAGGAGGGCCUUUGGGCUGUCUAUGCCACUCGGGAGGAUGACAGGCACUUAUGUCUGGCCAAGUUAGACCCCCAGACCCUGGACACCGAGCAGCAGUGGGACACACCAUGUCCCAGAGAGAAUGCCGAGGCGGCCUUUGUCAUCUGCGGGACCCUGUACGUUGUCUAUAACACCCGCCCUGCCAGCCGCGCCCGCAUCCAGUGCUCCUUUGAUGCCAGUGGCACCCUGACCCCCGAGAGGGCGGCCCUCCCGUAUUUCCCCCGCCGGUAUGGGGCCCAUGCCAGCCUCCGCUAUAACCCCCGAGAGCGUCAGCUCUACGCCUGGGAUGACGGCUACCAGAUUGUCUAUAAGCUGGAGAUGAGAAAGAAAGAGGAAGAAGUCUGAGGACCUAGCCCUGGUUGGUGAAUCUCUCUCACCUCUACACAUUUCUGUCUGCACAACGCUUCCUGCUCCUUGUUGUCCAGAUGUGGGCAACUUGUGCUUCGGGGCCUGUAUCUGCAGCCAACGGAAGCCAAAUUCUCAUGGCCCCUCCGUUUCCUGUGGGACCUUAGAUCUUCAGAGACCCUUUUAGAGAUGAAACACAGACAGCCCUAAGUGGCCAGUGCCCUCCUGCCCCAUGGCAAUGAAUUUCAGGCCAAAGACCAUGCAGACCCAGAGCUCUGGACCCUCGUAUGGGGGCAACCCCAGCAAAUGGGCAACAGAAUAUUUCUUGCCUCCGUGUGACUCCGGUGGGGGGAGAGGGUUCUAGGAGAAGGAGACUUUCCACUCUGGCUGUCUCCCUUCUCCCUUUAGUGCCCCGGGGAACAGGGCUUUCUUCACAUCAUUUUGUAUUAUUGCAACAUUUUGCAUUAAAAGGAAAAUCCAUGCUC